This is a messenger RNA of Gastrolobium bilobum, 1424 nucleotides long. RefSeq lists its product as uncharacterized. Gene Ontology annotation, biological process: vesicle-mediated transport. Gene Ontology annotation, cellular component: Golgi apparatus; membrane. Gene Ontology annotation, molecular function: small GTPase binding. The record is from RefSeq and is a predicted model, not a curated record. The transcript has 6 exons. NCBI's taxonomy places the organism in Eukaryota, Viridiplantae, Streptophyta, Magnoliopsida, Fabales, Fabaceae. The coding region runs from base 129 to 956 and encodes 275 amino acids.
AGCAACCGUUUAUUUCUUCUGCUAUCUAGCUAGGGCUCUAUUCCAAUUCUGACUCGGAAGUUUCCGAUGGUUGUUUGAACUAACGAGGUUUUGUCGCGCGUUGCUUUCUCUGCAUUGUAUUGUAUUCCAUGGAGGAAUCUUACACCGGCCUUUCCACUAGCCACUUGCUCGGUUCAGUUCCUGCUGUCAUAGCUGAAGAAAAUAAUACCACAAACAUAAUGCUUAUGAACAUACAUGUAGUCCCUGGUGCAAAUAUGCAAAUAUUCCCUCCUAACAAUGGAGGAGCCGGAGGACGAGGAUAUCAAACUCUUGGCAGUCCUCCUGAAGCUUUUGAACAACAACCAACAAACAACUGGAGGGGAUUCUUUAGUGUCUCAUCUUACACACAGUAUUUCGAUGUAGAUACGGAUGUUGUCCUAUCCAGAUUGAUAAGUUCCUUGAAUCCAUUUGGUGGAGACUUUUUCAGCACAAUAGAUGCUAACCCUGAUUUAUAUGGGCUUAUAUGGAUUGCAACAACAUUGGUUUUUGUACUUGCCUCAUUUGGAAAUCUUGCUACGUUCCUUAUGAAAAAACAUGCAGAUAACAGUACUUCUUGGAGCUUUGAUGUCAGCUAUUUGAAUAUGGCCGCAUGCUCCAUUUAUGGCUAUGCAAUUGUUGUCCCAGUGGCAUACUACUUCUUCCUUCAGUAUAUGGGUUCAAAUGCUAGCCUUAUAAGGUUUUGGUGUAUGUGGGGCUAUUCCCUCACCAUUUUCAUCAUCUCCUCUUUUCUGUUGAUAAUUCCAGUUGAGAUUCUUCGGUGGAUUAUAAUAAUCCUUACUGGUGUUGCCUCGGCUAGCUUUGUUGCCUUAAACCUGAGGUCUUAUAUAGAAGGAAAUGAUCUUUCAGUGGCAAUAAUUGCCGCAUUUUUCUUGCAAAUUGGUUUGGCGGUGUUCAUCAAGGUUUGGUUCUUUGCGUAGCUAAAUGCGUUGCAGUAGUGAAGAAUAAGACCUAAACACUAUCAUUGUUAGCUCACUCCGUUGGCUAACUUUGCUCAAGAAGUGAGUGGAAUUGUCAUGCUGCAGAAGGGGUUUGUGGUUUUUGGAUUUACUAGAAUGGAAUCGAGAAGAAUUGCAGAGAGAGGAGUCCAAUUUCUGUAUGAGCUCGGUCUGAGUGUCCGUAUCAUUUUGGCCUAUAGCCUUGUGCAAGACCAAUAUUUUAGAAGGGGAAGAACAAAUCAUUGACUGUAGUAACUAGUGUCUGUUCUAAAUGUUUGCAUAUUUGUGUAAAUAUACUCCGUCAACAAAACCUUUUUUUUUUAAGCGCGAAGUUGCUGUUUUGCGUGAAGUAAAGGCAACUUCCUGUACUAUAGGUGAUAUUGUAAUAUCCCUUCCUUGAUGACCCGAUUGCAUGUUGUUAUUUUUAAGUGCAGUUAGGGAUUCUUUUAA